AUGUAUUUUGUUGAAUCCUCGUUCUUGCAUUUCUCCAUCGCUGUAAACCCUUUCACGGUCGCCUUCUAUGGCGUUAUCCCUUCUUCGAGUUAUGGCUUUCUCCAUCGCUGUAAACCCUUUCACGGUCGCCUUCUAUGGCGUUAUCCCUUCUUCGAGUUAUGGCUUCCGCCUCCCCCUCCUCCGCUCGCCUCCCUCUUGCUCAUAAACGCCUCUUCUCCGCCUCUAAAUCUCUUACACGUCCUCCUUCUCCUCCAUCUCUCAAUCUCGCCCGUCGAUCUCUUCCUCUGCUUUCCCAUUCCGUUCGAUCCACAACGUGCAACCCCUGGCUUACCUCGAUUCGUUGCCGUGUUAAUCGGUCUGGUAACUCCGGUUACGCGCCUCUUAACCCCCUGGCUUACCUCGAUUCGUUGCCGUGUUAAUCGGUCUGGUAACUCCGGUUACGCGCCUCUUAACUCAAACUCCAACUUCAGUGAUCGUCCACCCACUGAGAUGGCGCCACUUUUCCCUGGCUGUGACUAUGAGCAUUGGCUCAUCGUGAUGGACAAGCCUGGUGGUGAGGGUGCCUCUAAGCAACAGAUGAUUGACUGCUACGUUCAGACCCUCGCUAAAGUUCUUGGCAGUGAAGAGGAAGCGAAGAAGAAGAUUUAUAAUGUUUCUUGUGAGAGGUAUUUUGGAUUUGGGUGUGAGAUUGAUGAAGAGACCUCCAAUAAGCUUGAGGGCUUGCCUGGUGUUCUCUUUGUUCUUCCUGAUUCUUACGUCGACCCUGAGUAUAAGGACUAUGGGGCUGAGUUGUUCGUGAAUGGUGAAAUAGUUCAAAGGUCACCAGAGAGACAGAAAAGGGUGGAGCCACAGCCUCAAAGAGCUCAAGAUAGACCGAGGUAUAAUGAUCGGACCCGGUAUGUAAGGCGCAGAGAAAACAUGAGGUGAGGCAUUUGAGAAGUGAGAAUAUGUGCAUAUGAUGAGUAGAAAGACGGGGGAAGACAAAAUUGGAAAAUUGUUUUGUCUGUAAUCUCCAUUACAUGUAAUAGAUCAGAAUCAUGGCGUGUUUAGGAGGUGGUAAUUUUUGUUGUUGACUUGUUGCCUUUGGUGAACAUGGACAAAAAAUCUAUAUGGUUCUUUGUAGUUUUCCUACUCAUCUUUAUUUUCCUAGUCAUGAUUAUUAAGUUUUGUUUAAUAGUAAAAGGAAAGGGGGGGCACAAUCG
Cucurbita maxima (winter squash) is the source of this 1202-nucleotide messenger RNA. Its product is annotated as multiple organellar RNA editing factor 2, chloroplastic-like. The coding region runs from base 1 to 927 and encodes 308 amino acids. The transcript has 7 exons. The record is from RefSeq and is a predicted model, not a curated record. Gene Ontology annotation, biological process: cytidine to uridine editing; mitochondrial mRNA modification. Gene Ontology annotation, cellular component: mitochondrion. Lineage: Eukaryota; Viridiplantae; Streptophyta; Magnoliopsida; Cucurbitales; Cucurbitaceae.